This is a messenger RNA of Protobothrops mucrosquamatus (brown spotted pit viper), 753 nucleotides long. Its product is annotated as C-factor-like. The coding region runs from base 1 to 753 and encodes 250 amino acids. The transcript is spliced from 6 exons. NCBI's taxonomy places the organism in Eukaryota, Metazoa, Chordata, Lepidosauria, Squamata, Viperidae. The record is from RefSeq and is a predicted model, not a curated record.
AUGGCAAAAUCAAUGGAUUUCUGUGUUUUCAGCGUCCUGGUGACGGGAUCCGAUCGGGGGAUUGGUCUGGGUCUGGUGAAGAGGUUUCUGGAGUUGCCAUGUCCACCCAAAUGGGUCUUUGCUACAACCCUUGACCUGGAGGGAGAAGAAACCAAGGAGGUAAAAGAGUUGGCAUGCAGACAUCCAAACUUGGUGUUAUUGCAACUAGAUGUCACAAUUCUUGAGAGCAUCCAGGCAGCUUUAAAAGAAGUGGAAAAGUGUGUUGGAGAUGGUGGGCUGACACUCCUAAUCAACAAUGCUGGCCGUUGGUUCUUUGAAGACCUAGAAAAUGAAAAUGCCAAGGAUAUGCAGACUUUAUAUUCAGUCAACACCAUUGGGCCACUGCAAAUGAGUCAGGCCUUUCUACCCCUCUUGAAGAAGGCAGCCCGGAAGAGUCCAAGGCGAGGGCUGAGCUCCAGCAAGGCGGCUAUUAUCAAUAUAUCCAGUACUCUUGGCUCAAUGGAGGUUAUGCUUAUUUGGGAGAAAGCACAAGUGGUUUCCUACCGCUGCAGUAAGGCUGCUUUAAACAUGCUCACCAAGUGCCAGUCACUUGAGUAUUCAGCCAGUGGGAUUCUGACGGUAGCCAUCCAUCCUGGUUUGCCGGAAAUCACCGUGGAAGAGAGCACACAAGGCAUCGUGACUGUGCUGUCCAUGCUUUCCGAGGAGGACAACGGGACAUUUCUGGAUUGGAUGGGUCGUAAUCCUCCCUGGUGA